UUACGAGGAUGUUUGCCUCCAGGCGCUAGUUUUUGAUGAGUUCAUCGUUGACACGAAAAAAAAAUAUACAUUGUUUUCAUUCCUAAUUUUUGAUUUAUGUUAACUUGAUUUUAUUGUCACUGCCACUGCGAGGUAUUACCAAUAAUAGAAAUACCGAUGUCCAAUACAAAACUACAAGAAGAUAAUAAUAUUCCACUAGCUGACGAUGAUCCGCAAGUUAUCAUAGUUGACGAAUCCGAAACCAAUUCCAUGUCGGAUUCCUCUAGUAUAGUGCGUGGCAGAAGUAUGGAUUCCAUACAGUCAAGUUUCACCAACGGGAGCUCCAGCCCGCAACACAAUAGUCUGGAACCCGAUUCUAGUCCUGACGAACAAGAAGAAAAGGCCCGCCUGAUAUCCCAAGUGCUCGAGCUUCAAAACACAUUAGAUGAUCUUUCUCAAAGAGUGGACAGUGUGAAGGAAGAGAAUUUGAAGCUACGAUCAGAAAAUCAAGUGCUCGGUCAGUACAUAGAAAACUUGAUGUCUGCAUCAAGUGUUUUUCAGUCGACUUCGCCAAGAAUAAAGAAGAAGUGAUUGAGUUCCCGUGUCAAGGAAACCAAUUUUUCCUUUUUUCUAUUGGCAUAUGUUUAACUUUGCACACUUAGCUUCUUGACUUGUUCGCAAUAAAAGCUGCACUAUCUAUAUGAACCAACUGUUCUGCCACUGAAAGGCACCAGCUUUUUGUCGGUCAUUGUUUAUGGUUACCGUCAGGAAGAGAUUCAACAGAUUUGUUCGAUGAUAUUCUUGAAAUUCUGUGAUUAUUUUUUCAUGAGUAAUAAAUGAUCUAACAUUUGUA
Molecule: messenger RNA, 832 nt
Organism: Leptinotarsa decemlineata (Colorado potato beetle)
Lineage: Eukaryota; Metazoa; Arthropoda; Insecta; Coleoptera; Chrysomelidae
Product: short coiled-coil protein B
Cellular component (GO): trans-Golgi network
Source: RefSeq, a predicted model, not a curated record